Molecule: messenger RNA, 1626 nt
Organism: Dermacentor andersoni
Lineage: Eukaryota; Metazoa; Arthropoda; Arachnida; Ixodida; Ixodidae
Product: endothelin-converting enzyme 1-like
Biological process (GO): protein processing
Cellular component (GO): plasma membrane
Molecular function (GO): metalloendopeptidase activity
Source: RefSeq, a predicted model, not a curated record
AUGGGUAUGAUUCAGCCACGAACUCAAUCGCAAGCACAAGCGGUGAACCGGCACCCGUUGGACCUUCUACUCGACCUGGCCAUCAACUGGCGAAUGGGACCACUGAGCGUGCAGGCCACAGUGCAUCUCGGUAGAAACCAAUGGGUCCUCAUCCUCAAGCCUGUUCUUAGUGUAUGGCGCGCGCUGCUUGAUGGAGAGGACUUCAUGUUUCUAGUGGACCAGCAUGUUACGCUUCUCGAUGCACAACGUCCUAGUAGUUGGCUUCAGUGGAAUGAGACCGUGGCGGCCCUUCGCGCAGCCACCUCUGGAACCAUUGUAACGAGUGCGUCGGAUGAGGUGGCAGGCGCUGUUUCUGGCUUGGACGACCUGACGCGGUGGCUUCCCAGAGGCGUGUGGCUUGACUUUAUCAAUGCCCACUUCAGACCCGAACUGACAUUCGACAAGAGCGAUCCAGUUAUCGUGUACGAGACGCCGGCAAUGGUGAAUAUCGGCAACGUCUUCAAGCCGAGAAGUUUAAAUACUCUUUCGGAGGUGUUCUCCUGGCUUGUCCUGGAGACGUACCUCGGCGUCAUCGUUACGCAAUAUAAGGCGCGCGAUACAGUGGACAAGACGUGGUUGACCGAGCACAAUUGUCUGUCGCACACUAGCUCGUCUUUGGGACUGCUAAGUGUUCGGUGGUACCUCCAGCGGAAGUUUCCCUCGUGGAGACGGCAAUCUGUAGACACGUUUCUUAAACACAUACGCACUACGUGGGCUUUGAAUGUGGAAGACGCUCCGUGGAUUGACGAUGAUUCAACGCGUUCAACACUGCAGAAGGUACGAGCGCUUAAGACGGUACUCUGGCCUGGCGAUGAAUUUUUUGACAGACAGUCCAGUGAAGCUCUGUACGGCAUCUUUCCUGACAUGGACAAGCCGUUUGCGGCUAACCUGAUUGAAAGCGCGCUUGCGCUGCGACGACUCGUUAAUAACUCACUCUACGCAGACGUAUACACGAAGCAAUUCGCUGUCGAGUCCGACGUCGUCGCGUACAAGUACCACCUCAACGAAGCCCACAUCGCACUGGCAGCGCUUAACCCUCCGGUCUACUACGACGUAGAAAUGUUCGCAAUGACGUACGGAGGCCUGGGUUCGCUUUACGCCAAGGAAGUGUCGAAGAUGUACGACUCUACUGGAAGAUCUUUGGAUGCGAACGGAGAGCUGCGGGCUACCGUGUUCACCGAGGAGUUGCCCGAGUACAAGGAGAAAUUUCGCUGCAACGUUACGAGCCGCUUCCCGUCUUACGGAUAUUUCGUUCACAUUUCCGGUCUGGAGACGACUUUCGAGUCGUACAACGUCGCCGUGUCGAGGGAUUCGCGGAACUACGACUACAGGUUGGAGACCCUAGGAGAGUACAGCAGCGACCAGGUUUUCUUCAUGACUUACUGCCACAUUCUGUGCGCGCCUCGAACUGACUAUUCCGCUGAGCAAUAUUGCAACGUCCCGCUUCGCAACUUCAAACCAUUCGCGGAAGCCUUUCACUGUCCCGUGGGUUCGUACAUGAACCCCGAAAAGAAGUGCACCUUGUUUGCCGCGGAAAAGAAGCAUGACGGGGGAGACUCGUGGCUGCUUUCCGGUAGUAUACUUUGA